CCUGGCUCGUGCAAAAUUUUCUCCUUCUUCAAUAAUGAAAUACGGACACAGAAACUAUGGAGGAAAGACAAGAGCUACUGCUACAUCCAAGAUCUCAGCCCAAUGCUCAUGGCAUUCACGACCUCCCCCCAUCCAGCGAUUCUUUGGCCACUCCUGCUGUGGUUCUCAGCACCAUAGUCGCCAUCUGUGGUUCCUUUGCUGUUGGGUGUUCUACAGGGUAUUCAUCACCUGCUCGGUCCGGAAUCAUGGAAGACCUGGGCAUGUCUGUGGCCGCUUACUCCAUCUUUGGUUCUGUUGUUACAAUUGGAGGAAUGCUAGGUUCAUUAAUAAAUGGAACGAUGGCUGAUCUCAUUGGUCGAAGAUAUACAAUGUGGGUGUCUGAAUUUUUCUUCAUCAUUGGGUGGCUUGCAAUAGCAUUUGCACAGGGUGCCUGGUUGCUGGAUCUUGGAAGACUUUUAAUAGGGAUCGGACAUGGGAUUACACUUUUUGUGGUACCAGUGUACAUUGCAGAAAUAACACCUAAAAACAUUCGUGGGGGACUUACAUCUGCUAGUCAGUUCAUGGCAGGUUGUGGACUUUCACUAAUAUAUUUCAUUGGAACUGUUGUUUCCUGGCGCACCUUGGCUCUGAUUGGGGCUUUUCCAUGUGCAUUGCAAACUAUAGGUGUUUUCUUCAUCCCAGAGUCUCCUAGAUGGUUGGCAAAAGUUGGUCACGAAAAAGAGUUAGAAGUGACUCUGCAGCACCUCAGGGGAAAGAAUGCUGAUAUUUCUCAGGAAGCAGCUGAUAUUAGAGACUAUAACAAGAAUUUUCAGGGGCAUUCUGAAACUAGAAUCCUAGAAUUAUUCCAGUGGAGAUAUGCUUAUAUUCUUAUUGUCAGUAUUGGGAUACUUCUAUUUCAACAGUUUGGAGGGAUCAAUGCAAUUGCAUAUUAUGCUAGCUCCAUUUUUGAAAAAGCUGAUUUCUCCAGUAAUGUUGGGCUAAUAUCAAUUGCUAUUAUCCAGACUCCAGCUGCUGCUGUUUCUGUUCUCUUAACAGAUAAAUGUGGAAGGAGGCCACUUCUCAUGGUUUCUGCCUUUGGCAUGUGCUUAAGUUGCUUUCUCAUAGGAAUAGCAUUCUGCUUGCAGGACCUUCACAAGUUGACAGGGAUCACUCCCAUUUUGGUCUAUAUUGGUAUAUUGGGCUAUAGCGUGGCUAUAUCUGUCGGCAUGCUAGGAUUACCAUGGGUUGUAAUUUCUGAGAUAUUUCCUAUAAACAUCAAGGGUACAGCUGGAAGUCUGGUGACUUUAAUCAAAUGGAUAUGUUCCUGGAUUGUUACAUUUACUUUCAGUUUUAUGAUAGAAUGGAGCGCAACGGGAACAUUUUUCAUACUCUUUGGACUUUGUGGAGCAGCUGUUGUGUUCAUUGCAAAGGUGGUGCCAGAGACCAAGGGGCGAACGUUAGAAGAAUUACAAGCUUCAAUUACUCAUGUUUCUGCACUAAGAAAAACCACAAGUACUAGUUUCUUCACUUUCUUCUUGGUCACUGAAGAGAAUCAAGAAAUGGGUAGGGAAGGCAUAGAAGAAGGAGAAAUAUCGAGCUCUCUACUUGUCAAAGAUAGAUCUCAGAUACGUGGAAGAGAUGAUGCCUGUGUUAGUGGAGAAGUGCAGAGUGGAGGAUCUUCAGCAACUACUGUGUUGGUGAUAAGCACCCUGGUUGCUGUUUCUGGUUCAUAUGUUUUCGGCUCAGCUGUAGGAUAUUCAUCACCCACUCAGUCUGGAAUCAUGGACGACCUGGGUCUAUCUUUGGCAGAGUACUCAGUUUUUGGUUCUAUAUUAACAAUCGGGGCAAUGGUAGGCGCAAUAAUGAGUGGGAGGAUAGCAGAUUACACUGGUCGAAGAGGCAUAAUGGGCUUCUCAGAAAUGUUUUGCAUCAUAGGAUGGCUUGCAAUAGCAUUCUCAAAGGCUUCUUGGUGGCUCAAUGUUGGAAGACUGUUGGUAGGAUACGGGAUGGGGCUUCUUUCUUAUGUGGUACCAAUUUAUGUAGCUGAGAUUACGCCCAAGAAUCUGCGAGGAGCAUUCACAACAGCUCAUCAGUUGAUGAUAUGUUGUGGUGCAUCAAUAACAUUUCUUAUUGGAGCUUUUGUGUCCUGGCGAAUUUUGGCUGUGAUUGGAACAAUUCCAUGUCUUGUUCAACUUCUUGGGCUGUUCUUCAUUCCAGAAUCUCCUAGAUGGUUGGCAAAGAUUGGACGAUGGAAAGAGUGUGAAGCUGCUCUGCUGCGUCUUAGAGGGGAGAAUGCUGAUAUCUCAGAUGAAGCAGCUGAGAUUAAAGAUUACACAGAAACCCUUCAACAGCAUUCUGAAGCAGGCAUAUUCGAAUUGUUCCGGUGGAAAUAUGCUCAUUCACUCAUUGUUGGAGUGGGCCUGAUGGUACUGCAACAAUUUGGAGGGGUCAAUGGCAUUGCAUUUUAUGCAAGUUCUAUAUUUGUAUCAGCUGGUUUCUCUGGUACUGUUGGGACUAUUGCAAUGGUUGUCGUCCAGAUUCCACUGACAGCAUUGGGAGUAGUCUUGAUGGACAUAUCUGGGCGAAGGCCACUUCUGAUGAUCUCUGCAGCUGGAACAUGCUUGGGUUGCUUUCUUGUAGCAUUGUCAUUUUUGUUACAGGACCUUCAUAAAUGGAUGGACUUCUCUCCCUUUUUGGCACUUAUUGGUGUACUGAUAUAUAUAGGAUCAUUCGCACUAGGCAUGGGAGGAAUCCCCUGGGUUAUAAUGUCGGAGGUAUUUCCUAUAAACAUGAAGGGCUCAGCUGGAAGUCUUGUGACAGUAGUUAAUUGGUUAGGUUCUUGGAUUAUUUCCUAUGCUUUUAACUUCUUAAUGGAUUGGAGUUCAUCAGGAACAUUCUUCAUAUUCGCAAGUAUAUGUGGCGUAACCGUUUUGUUUGUUUCGAAGCUGGUACCAGAGACCAAGGGACGAACAUUGGAAGAAAUACAAGCAUCCAUGAAUCCAUUUACAGCAAACUGAUGAAUUUGGCAUCUUCACCUUGCAUUCAUUUUGUGUUUUCAUGGAUUCCAACGAGCCCGAUGGUACUGUAACUCGUGCAAACCUCUGAUGGAAAAUUUACCUGGAUGUUUUAGUAGUGAGUAUGCACAAACGUAUUGGUCUGUGAUAAACAAGCUAUCUAAGUACUUUGAUUUCAUCA
Molecule: messenger RNA, 3174 nt
Organism: Hevea brasiliensis (rubber tree)
Lineage: Eukaryota; Viridiplantae; Streptophyta; Magnoliopsida; Malpighiales; Euphorbiaceae
Exons: 36
Coding region: 57-2996 (979 amino acids)
Biological process (GO): carbohydrate transport; transmembrane transport
Cellular component (GO): membrane
Molecular function (GO): sugar transmembrane transporter activity
Source: RefSeq, a predicted model, not a curated record